GCUCGCUGAAUAAGUAGAAAUGUGCAGGAGGUCGCCCGUUGCCCUCUUCGUGGCCCUGUGCGCCAGCCAGCUGGGCAUGUGGGCAGCAGGGCGCUCCAAGGUGAACCCCAGGAUCAUCACAGCUCCACAAGGUGCAAAAGAGUAUGUAUUUCCCAGGAGUGAGAAGUACCCAGUCUUCUAUCAUAAUCAGAACAGCUCAGCCAUCUAUGUUGGCGGAGAAGGAAAGCUUUAUUACUACGAUUUUGCAACCUAUGAGAACCACACGGAGGACUUCCCAGUGAAAAAUGAAGGACAGUGCAUGAUGCCUGGGAGUUUGGAGGACAAUAAAAAUUACCUCACGUUAGUGGAGAAGUAUGGAGACGGGAUGUUAGUGUGUGGGACUGGUGCCUGCGCUCCCACCUGUUGGAACUUGACGCAGAGAAAGGAGCGCACUUCAUGGGAUGGGAGAGGUAUUGCUCCUUUCACCCCUGACUCGAAUACCCUCGUUGUCGUUGAUGGUCAUGACAUCUACUCCACCAUCAAGAAGAGCCAGCAGAACGGCAAGAUACCCCGUUUUCGUCGAGUGAGAGGGGGUGGAGAGCUCUACACAAGCGACACAGUGAUGCAGAACCCUCAGUUUGUCAAAGCCACCACAUUAAGGCACGAAGAGCCUCACCAAGACAAGAUUUACUACUUCUUUCGCGAAGACAAUCCGGAUAAGAGUCCUGAGGCCCCUAGAAACAUCUCCCGAGUGGCCCAGCUGUGUAAGGAAGAUAAAGGGGGAACCAGUUCGCUCUCUGCUUCCAAGUGGACCACUUUCCUGAAGGCCAGCUUGAUUUGUGUUGACCCAGUCACCAAGGGCAACUUCAACUGGUUGCAAGAUGUCUUCUUUGUCCCUGCAAGUAACUGGCGACACUCCAAAGUCUACGGGCUCUUCACAAACACCUGGGGAAGCUCUGCUGUUUGCGUCUAUUCCUUUGGGGACAUUGACAACGUGUUUCGGACGUCCAGACUCAAAGGCUAUAAUGGUCCCAACCCAGAGAUCAAGCCUGGGCAGUGCGUUUCCUCUGGACAACACACCCCGAGCGAGACCUUCAAGAUAGCUGACAGCCACCCGGAGGUGGAGGACCGGGUGGAGCCCCUCUCCCCCACCAAGAGCCCCUUAUUCCACAACAAGCACCGCUACCAGAAGAUUGGGGUGCACGAGGUCUCUGCGGGUGAUGGACGCCGCUACAAUGUGCUUUAUCUGGCGACAGACAGGGGAUCCAUCCACAAGAUCGUGGAGCUGCCGGACGGGGUGCAGAACAUCAUGGAGCUCCAGGUCUUCCCAAAGAAGGACCCGAUCCAGUCCAUGAUCUUGGACCACAAGAGGGCAAUGCUGUACAUCGGCUCAACAGAUAAAGUUGUGGAGAUACCCAUGGACAUGUGCAGGGUGUAUCGCAACAACUGUGACAGCUGCUUGCUGGCGAGGGACCCGUACUGCGGGUGGUUCAAUGGGAGUUGUCAGUCAGUUUAUCUAAACCGGGAGGUGCGUCAGAACCUGAACCUGGAGCCAUGGCAAGGAAAGUGCCAAAACGGGGAUAUUAAGGAAGUAGAUGACUUUCAGAACAUCACAGUCGUCCCUUUCUCCCGCUACUACCUCAACUGUCCCAUCGAAUCCCACUAUGCCACCUACAACUGGUACCACAACAACAGCCUCAUCAAGACCUGCAACACCACCCACCCCCAGCAGGACUGCUUCCACUUCAUCCAGAAUGUGAGCCACAUUCACUACGGCCGCUACGUCUGCAUCUCGGAGGAGGAUGGCUUCAGGCAGGCUCUGGUGAAGGAGCACUUGGUCAACCAGCUCAGGUUCAUGUCCCAGAAGGGCCAGGCCACCAUGACGUUUGGCUCUUGGCUGCAGCUGCUGCUCAUGGUGGUGUUGGUGGAGCUCUUCCACUGAACAUGACAGAGCUGUGUUCCCACCAUCCUGGCUGCUGCCGCCGUUCUUCCUGCACUUGCUGUCUGCUCCUGAGGCGAGAUUCCUAUUCUCUUAGUCACUCCUUGGACAUUAAUAUUUGACUGUCCCAAGAGGGGUCCUGGGCAGCAACCCCUCCAUCUUUGGCCUUGGUGGAGGAGUCAUGGUGAGGAAUAUGCGACUGCAGGGCCAGAUGGAGCAGGG
Messenger RNA from Haliaeetus leucocephalus (bald eagle), 2140 nucleotides. It is a transcript of the gene SEMA7A, whose product is annotated as semaphorin 7A, GPI membrane anchor (John Milton Hagen blood group). The transcript is spliced from 14 exons. Gene Ontology annotation, cellular component: external side of plasma membrane. The record is from RefSeq and is a predicted model, not a curated record. Lineage: Eukaryota; Metazoa; Chordata; Aves; Accipitriformes; Accipitridae. Gene Ontology annotation, molecular function: semaphorin receptor binding; integrin binding; chemorepellent activity. Gene Ontology annotation, biological process: positive regulation of ERK1 and ERK2 cascade; negative chemotaxis; neural crest cell migration. The coding region runs from base 20 to 1921 and encodes 633 amino acids.